Acaulospora colombiana is the source of this 730-nucleotide messenger RNA. Lineage: Eukaryota; Fungi; Glomeromycota; Glomeromycetes; Diversisporales; Acaulosporaceae. The record is from the annotation of a GenBank genome assembly.
AUGUCUGAACAUAAGUGGGGCAGUGGAGAAAGGUCGCUAUCAUCAAAUCCUUCGGUGUUCAAUGAUUUACUGUUAAACUGGUGUUCUACCACAACCUCCACAAACAUGUCACAUCAAGCGUGGGCCAUCGCCGACUUACCUCACCGUCAUUGGAAACUGAAAUAUCUACCUGACGAAUUCCGCUCCGAGGACAUAAAAGACGAGAACCAUCCAUACCACAGUCUGCUACAAACCUUCGACCAAAUAAGAGACCUCCAAUUCACCACCGACGACAUUCCGGCUUUGGCUUGUCUGGAACCAAAACUACAGCAGAUCGGCAAGAUCAUCGAUAAAUUGAUCGACCUUCCAGGACCUCAUGCCAAAGGAAUCUUUGACUUCACGGCACUGUCGGCGUACGUGCACACCAUAAACGAUCUGUGGUCGAAGAGGAACCAAAUGUAUUUGACACCGAUAUGGCGACAACCUUUGGAGUACAGGCAUCCCUAUCAGCACUACACCGAGAGUCUCGUCUAUGAUCCAAUAUUGCUCUCACAACUUUCACAGAUUAGUUUAAUAUUGGAUUGGUGGCUGGGAAAACCACAAUUCGACUUCUGGAUCGGCAUUAUCGACUUGAACUUUGACAAUUUUACAACACAACUGGAGGCUUAUGUUCAUUGUCUUGUUAAUUUAAUUAACGAACUUCUUCAUGACAACGUUCCUCCCCGAGAUUUGGAGGGAAAUUCAAUUGGAG